AUGUUCUGCCUCCAAGAUCAAGACCCUCCACCUAAAAGCCUACAAUAUCGUUGUUCCAAGCUCAGUCCCUCGGUCAUUUCAAAGAGUCAUGUGCGUUGCCGCGACCCUAUUUCGGGUUUCUCGCUUGGAGCGCUCCAAAUCGGAACUUCACCACCGGCUCCCUCAGAAAUGCCAGAGACCAACCCAUUCCCUCUUCUACGUCUUCCUCCCGAACUUCGAAACUUAAUUUAUCAAUUUGCGCUCUCGGAACCAGGUAGUCUUCGAUACCACCACGACAAGCACCUAGUGACCCGUGCGAAGUUGUACGCCUCUCAAAACGCUGCCGACGAAUUCAAUCAACUGAAGUUUGUGUCUCGGCAGAUGUACAUGGAAACUGCGGGGUUGGAGUUGAGGUACAACGACCUGCACUUUCCUUUCGACCAAGAGCGCAGUCUCCACGGAGUGCAUAUGUUCCUCUCUUUCCGGGAUAUCUGCUCCCCUAUCCACCAAUCCUGGAUUCGAAGCGUUACUAUUGAGGAUGGCCCCCUGAAACAGUUCACAGCAUAUUUGUACAUGCAUUUCAUACACACAUUCGCAAAGUACAACCCAAAGGCAAUGGUGAGGAUCAUCUUCCGUUGGUUUCGCCUCAACUCGGACAACGAAAAUUUCAUCUGCCAUGGAAUCUUUCUCAAAAUGUUAGCACGCAAUGCCGAUAUCACAUAUCUCGUGCCAAGGAUCCGGGUAUACCUCCAAAUGGAUAUGGACGGAGUACUAGGACAGGCCCUAAUUCCAGCUUUCCGGAAGUCGCCGGCGAAUGUAAAAUUCUUCCCCCACGGAUCUUUUGAUGAGCACGAUUUCCGACACUCUAAAGAUGCCGGGGAGGUUGUGAUACAUCCUCAGGUUGAAGGCGGGAUAGAUACGUGGGUGAGCCAUGCGCGAGACUGGUUCGAAAACGGAAUUUGA
Lindgomyces ingoldianus is the source of this 942-nucleotide messenger RNA. RefSeq lists its product as uncharacterized. Lineage: Eukaryota; Fungi; Ascomycota; Dothideomycetes; Pleosporales; Lindgomycetaceae. The transcript has a single exon. The coding region runs from base 1 to 942 and encodes 313 amino acids. The record is from RefSeq and is a predicted model, not a curated record.